Molecule: messenger RNA, 1501 nt
Organism: Empidonax traillii (willow flycatcher)
Lineage: Eukaryota; Metazoa; Chordata; Aves; Passeriformes; Tyrannidae
Gene: LZTFL1
Product: leucine zipper transcription factor like 1
Exons: 11
Coding region: 320-1162 (280 amino acids)
Biological process (GO): negative regulation of protein localization to cilium
Cellular component (GO): cytoplasm
Source: RefSeq, a predicted model, not a curated record
UCACGGAAUCCGUGAGUUGGUCAGGUCGGAAAAGACGUCCGAGAUCGGCGAGUCCAACCUACAGGCCGUGCAGGUUAAUGGCAGCCCAAAGCGCAGUCUGGGAUUGUGUCAGUACAGUUUAGUCAGCUCACACUGUGUGUAUUUAUGAGAAAGAAAGGAAAUGAGAGCGGCUAUGAAACAGAAGCUCUUGGAAAAGUCUCAGAAUUUUCCUAAAGGAAUUUUCUUUCUCUGUGCCUAGCUAACAAAUAGCAAUGAAAACUCAGCCCUACAGGCAGAGCUGGGCCUUAACGAGCACCACCAGCACGAAGUGAUCAGCUACAUGCGCUUUGCCCGCUUCAAGCGUGGCCUCUGUAUCAAAACAGUGGAUUCUUGUUUUCAGGACCUUAAGGACAGCAGACUUGUUGAAGAGACCUUCACGGUUGAUGAGGUGACAGACAUGCUGGAUGGACUGCAGAGUGUUGUACACAGUGAAGUGGAGUCAGAGCUCAUAAAUACAACUUACACCAACGUUUUACUUCUGCGACAGCUCUUUUCACAGGCUGAGAAAUGGUACCUUAAGUUACAGACAGAUGUCUCUGACUUGGAGAAUCGAGAAUUAUUGGAACAGGUUGCUGAGUUUGAAAAGUCAGAAUUUACAUCCUCGAACAAAAAGCCCACUGCAGAUCCCGUUAAACCAAAACUGGCUCCAUUAAAUGAAGGUGGGACAGAGCUGCUAAACAAGACAGUUGCUCGUCUCCAAGAAGAAAACGAAAAAUUGAAGACCAGACUCAAGACCAUAGAAACACAGGCUACAGCUGCCCUAGAUGAGAAGUCCAAGCUAGAGAAGUCACUGAGGGAUUUACAGAUGAUCCAAGGAGAUCAGAAGACUAAUGCAAACCAGGAUAUCACUGAACUGGAGAAUAAAGUGGCAGCUUUGAAAGCCCAGUUUGAGAAGACUUUGAAUGAUACUACUGCAAACCAAAAAUUCUUGGAAGAGGACUUGGUGACAACAAAACAUGACUUGCUUAAGGUUCAGGAUCAGCUAUCUGCAGCUGAAAAGGAACUGGAGAAGAAAUUUCAGCAAACAGCAGCCUAUCGCAACAUGAAAGAGAUUCUCACUAAGAAGAAUGAACAGAUAAAGGAUCUGCGUAGAAGACUUUCCAAAUAUGAGUCAGAGGACUGAAAUACCAAAACACUUCUGAUGUAUCAAAGGCUGCCAUGGAAAGAAAAUGUAGACUGGUAUUAUAUUUCAAUAAUCUUUGUUUUGAAUGGUAUAUUUUUUCCUUCUAAUGAUGAAAAUAACUAUUAAUACUAAUGACAUGCUGAAAUUCCCACCUUAUGUCCUUGUAAACCUACAAUUUAUAGGUAUUAGUUUCUGCAGUCAUGUUUUUAAUCCUUAACCAUCAACAUUUCUUGAGAAAUAACUAACAGGAUCUUACUGAAGAACUGAGAACAUUCCCUACAAAGAAAGGAGUUUAUUUUUGUUAAGAAAAGGAAAAAAAAAAAAAAGGAAAAAAAAAAG